CUUAGCCGUUUUUGGUACUGAUGGUAGGAAAGGUAGGCGAUUUUUUCGACUCCCUAUCCCUGCUACCCGCCCCCCCUUUGGUUCUCUCUCUUGUCUUCUUAGCUUGCUAUACUUAUUCUCGUCCUCUUCACUUUUCUUUAUGGAUACACCGGAAUUCUCACUGUCGAAGCGACAUCGUCCAAAGUCGCCAUGGCGGCAUCACUUUGCUUGGCUAGAAAGCCUUAUCCACCCCUCUGUGCCUGUUCUACCACAAGAUACUCGAGCGCCGCCCCAACCCUGGUUCCUUCGUCUUCCUUUGAUCCGUUACGCUAUCCUUGUCUACAUUAUUUUUGCCGUUGCUCUAUCAGCAACUCACGUCGUCUCCUGGUGUGUAACCCAUCGUUCCUUAUCCAGUCCGCGGGUGUUCAAAGAUUGGAUUCCCAAACGGACAUACGCACAAGAUGAGCCCUUUUCUUUACUGGAUGGGAUGCCGCACGGUUUGAAAAUGGCGAAAAUGCUGGAUAAAUCGGACUACGAAUCCACGACCAAGGUUCAACCGUACUGGUUAAGAACGGCGCAAAAGAUCCAUCCAGAAGGACUAAGUUUAAUGGUGAUGAUUACGCCCGAAUCAUGGUCUGAUCUGGUUCGUCUGACAGACCAUUGGCAAGGUCCCAUCUCAGCGACCUUGCAUAUCGGAACCGAAGAAGACGGAGUGACGAUCAAAGACAAAAUUCGUCAUGCGUAUCAGGAACACGCAUCUCGUUUUCAAUCGGUGGACGUUCAUUUAAUAGAAACUACUUCACGAUCGCCUUCAGUCUUGCUAUCUCGUAACGUGGAGCGCAAUAUCGCUCGAUUAUAUGCACGUACACACUACAUCUGCGAGUUGCCAUCCAACGUUAUUCCUGCAACAGAUCUCCGACGCAUGCUCGACAGCAACAAGAAUGUUUACGGGGAUUAUCUUCGAAACGGUGAUAUGCUGAUAUUACCACUGUUUGUCGGCAACAAUCGACCAUCUUUGCGCAAUAUCCCGAACCACAAAUCCAGAUUACUGGAUCUCGUGCGCAGAGGAGAGAUGGGAUUGUUAGAUCCGACCUUUGAACUCAAUCAGGGGCCCACCAAUUUGAGCCACUGGGAGAUGGCCACUCAACCUUAUAUCAUCGAGAAAUAUGACCUACAUUACGAGCCCAUCGUGAUUCAAAGUAAAUUUGUUCAGCCCUGGUGUGCUGAGCGGUUUUUAGAUAGGAAAUCGGCGUGCUUAUUUUCCAACCAUUUGGCAGGAGGUGACUUUUGGGUAUUACCACAGGAUUUCGUGGUCCAAGUAGCGCCAACAAAACCAACGACUCUCUCUUCUUUAGAUGCUGUGAUUGAAGACCGACUCUAUUCCAAGUUUUUCUGGGAACAGUGCGUACAUCACGGACGACAAUUGGAAGCUUUGGGACUGUGGUACGGCCCGCGAUCAAAAAAUAUCCAUACUCAAUGCUCACGGGUGAUUAAAAAUUGGGGACGAGGAUUGAUCGGAAAAGCAGAAUAGACAUCAUUCCCAAGUUUUCACGCAAUAAUUACAAUACAUUAUCACACACCCUCUGUACACAAGG
Messenger RNA from Radiomyces spectabilis, 1574 nucleotides. RefSeq lists its product as uncharacterized. The transcript has 5 exons. Gene Ontology annotation, molecular function: xylosyltransferase activity; glucuronosyltransferase activity. Lineage: Eukaryota; Fungi; Mucoromycota; Mucoromycetes; Mucorales; Radiomycetaceae. The record is from RefSeq and is a predicted model, not a curated record. The coding region runs from base 140 to 1510 and encodes 456 amino acids. Gene Ontology annotation, biological process: protein O-linked glycosylation via mannose.